Molecule: messenger RNA, 1340 nt
Organism: Nezara viridula (southern green stink bug)
Lineage: Eukaryota; Metazoa; Arthropoda; Insecta; Hemiptera; Pentatomidae
Source: the annotation of a GenBank genome assembly
CGAUUUUCGUAGUUGAUGCUAAAUCUGCUCGCCUCGUGUUAGCUUUAUAGAAUUACAUUUACCGUUGGUCGUUACAGAGGUUGUUUCAUGAGGUUUUCUAUUAUACAGAUAUGAAGUUUGAUGACGAGCUAGAAACCUGUGAACUGAAAGUCUUAGAAAGUUCUGAUCUCGAGAAACUUGCUGCUCAAAAUUCGAGAUUAUUGCCAUCUUGGCAAGCAAAUAAAUUAGAAGCAGAAGCCAAGAAACAUUGGGAUUUGUUCUAUAAGCGAAAUGAAAACAGAUUUUUUAAGGACAGGCAUUGGACGACGAGAGAAUUCAAGGAGUUAUUACAAAUAGAGGAUGGUGGUAGAAAAAGUCUCUUAGAAGUUGGAUGUGGCACAGGUAAUCUGAUCUAUCCUCUUUUGGAGGAGGGAUUGAACUUGGAGUUUUGGGUUUGUGACAUCUCACCGAGGGCUCUAGAUAUCGUUCGACAGCAUCCUUUGUAUAGUGAGGAUGUCGUCCAUACUGUCUUAGCAGAUAUUACUCAGCCAGGGAGUUUAUCAACAAUAUCAGAGGUAAACAUUGUUACUCUGGUAUUUGUACUAUCCGCUCUUCAUCCUACAAAAAUGAAAGAUGCCGUCUUGAAUAUUUGUUCUAAGCUUAAGCCUGGCGGAACUCUCCUGUUUAGGGACUAUGCCAGGUGGGAUAUGACACAGUUGCGUUUUGGCCCUGGUCGUAAAAUUGAAGAAAAUUUCUAUGCCCGGCAGGAUGGUACUAGGUCUUAUUUCUUUACAAUCGAAGAAGUUGAUGAGCUAUUCCGUGAAGGAGGGCUUUCAAAAAUCUCUAAUGUGUACAUUAAAAGAAGAACUAUUAACAAAAAAGAAAAUAUUGAUGUUCCUAGAUACUUUGUGCAAGCUAAGUAUACUAAACCACAUUCUGCGAACACUUAGUUUCAAGAUGAAUAUAUUUUGUGAUACUGAAUCGUUCUGGACUAUGAACAUCUAAGAACAUGAAUAUAAACUGAGGAUGGUCAUUAUUAAAAACGAUUUCUGGAUCAUGAUUGACUUUUAAGAAAGAAGAGCUGAACAUAGGAAUUCUGAGUUUUUGAAUCUCCCGGAUUACUAUUUAUUUGCUGUAUUGCUCUUUUGGGAGAACAUCGUCCAACCUGGAUGAUCCUGAUAUUGAUCCACUGUUGGUGGCUUAUAUUUUUGUUGGCCCUGAUCUAAUAAUAUUUGGACUGGGAUAAUGAGAGCCGUUACUAUUCAAGAAAUAAUAUACUCCUAUGCUAAGGAAAUAUAAAUAUCGAAUUUCGAAGAAAACGGCACUUCGAAACAAAAGACUUACUGAGGUCACAUAGUUGA